This is a messenger RNA of Hibiscus syriacus, 1005 nucleotides long. RefSeq names its product 40S ribosomal protein SA-like. The transcript is spliced from 5 exons. Gene Ontology annotation, molecular function: structural constituent of ribosome. The record is from RefSeq and is a predicted model, not a curated record. Gene Ontology annotation, cellular component: 90S preribosome; ribosome; cytosolic small ribosomal subunit. NCBI's taxonomy places the organism in Eukaryota, Viridiplantae, Streptophyta, Magnoliopsida, Malvales, Malvaceae. Bases 62 to 979 code for a protein of 305 amino acids. Gene Ontology annotation, biological process: ribosomal small subunit assembly; cytoplasmic translation.
UGUUUUCCCACACUCGUAAUCAUCUCUUCUGUGAUUCAGCAGUUAAAGAAAAGCACAGAGAAUGGCUACAGCCACAGCCGCGAGGCAGCUAUCUCCUAAAGAGGUCGACAUCCAGAUGAUGUUGGCUGCCGAGGUCCAUCUCGGUACCAAGAACUGUGAUUUCCAAAUGGAGCGUUACGUCUUCAAGCGUCGCAAUGACGGAAUCUACAUCAUCAACCUUGGCAAGACCUGGGAGAAGCUUCAGCUUGCUGCACGUGUAAUUGUUGCUAUAGAGAACCCUCAGGACAUCAUUGUCCAGUCUGCAAGACCCUAUGGUCAGAGAGCUGUCUUGAAGUUUGCUCAGUACACCGGUUGUCAUGCUAUUGCUGGAAGGCACACUCCUGGUACAUUCACUAACCAACUCCAGACUUCUUUCAGUGAGCCUCGCCUUCUUAUCCUUACGGAUCCUAGGACCGACCACCAGCCUAUCAAGGAAGCUGCUCUUGGGAACAUUCCUACCAUUGCUUUUUGUGACACUGACUCACCGAUGCGAUAUGUUGACAUUGGUAUCCCUGCUAAUAACAAAGGAAAACACAGCAUUGGCUGUCUUUUCUGGCUGUUAGCAAGAAUGGUUCUUCAGAUGCGUGGAACAAUUGCUCCUGGACAGAAAUGGGAUGUGAUGGUGGAUCUAUUUUUCUACAGGGAGCCAGAGGAAGCUAAAGAGCAGGAAGAGGAGGAAGUUGUUGCUGCCCCGGAUUAUGGACUCCCUGCUGCAGAUUUUGGUAUGGGUGCUUUAGGAGCUGACCAAUGGCCCGCACAAAUGGGUGGCGAUCAGUGGACUGAUAUGGUUCAGCCACCUAUUCCAGGUGCCCCUACAGCUAACUGGGGUGAUCAAGUUGCUGGUGGUGCUGAUGGUUGGGAUCCUGCAAGUGCUCCGGCACCAAUCCCCGUCUCUGGAAUUGAUGCUCCCGCUCCUGCUCCUCCCACUGGUUGGGAGUGAGGUUUUUUUUUGACAAACUUUUUUUU